UCCAGGUGCUGUGUGUGUGCUGCCAUGGAGACAGGCCCCGGGGUUGGUGGCGAGAAGGCAGUCUCUGAAAGCUUUGUGGAUUUAGCAGAGGAAGAGCCUGCAGCCUUGGGUGCUUCAGGGUAGUCUUCCUGACCCUUGUGCCAAGGAAGCUCAGAACAAUCCUGCCAGACCUUGGUGACUGAUCUGAAGAUGGCUGAACUACAAGACCGAGAGCCUGAAGCUGAGUGUCCUGUCUGCUGGAACCCCUUCAACAACACAUUCCACACUCCCAAAGUGCUGGACUGCUGUCACUCCUUCUGUGUGGAGUGCCUAGCCCACCUCAGCCUGGUGACUCCAGUCCGCCGUCGACUGCUAUGCCCACUCUGUCGCCAGCCCACUGUCCUGGCCUCUGGACAGCCAGUCACUGACUUGCCCACAGACACGGCCAUGCUCACGCUGCUCCGCCUGGAGCCUCACCACAUCAUCCUGGAAGGCCGUCAGCUCUGUCUCAAGGAUCAUCCCAAGAGUCGCUACUUUCUGCGACAGCCCCGGGUCUACACCCUAGAUCUGGGCCUUGAGCCUGGGAGACAGACUGGGUUCCCCCAGAACAUGGUCCCUGCCACCAGGCCGAUGCCCAUCUCCAUCCCCAGCCACUAUUCUCUUAGGGAGUGUUUCCGCAAUCCUCAGUUCCGGAUCUUUGCCUACCUGAUGGCUGUCAUCCUCAGUGUUACUCUAUUGCUCAUCUUCUCCAUCUUUUGGACCAAGCAGUUCCUCUGGGGCAUGGGGUGAGCAUUUUGUUCCCAGACAAGGAACUAAACUUUUCUUGGCUUCUGCUGGGAUCUGCAGAGCCUAAUUUGGGAUUAUCUUCCUUUUGUAGUAUUGUUUUUACAAUCCAGGGAUUAGGUAGGUCAAGUGUUUGCUUCUGGAAACAGAUAAGUCCUACCAUGAUGAGAAUUUCUAUUAAAGGGCUGGGGGAGAGAUGCGAGGAGACCUUUGGGUGUGUACUAUGGGACCAUGAACCAGUGACUACAGAGCUAUGUAGUAAGUUGUGCCAAAGGACUAGACAAUAGCAUUCAGGAAUCUGGCUAGCCCAAAUAGCAAAUUGGGUUUUUCAUUGGAGCUACUUUGAAUUCAGGUCACAUUUUUUCAAGUUGCAUUUUACUAUAAUUCUAAAAAUUUUGCAAAGUGAGCUUUAAUUCUGUGAGCAAAUGUGUGUCUUCCUCUUUUCAGUUUUUUUUUUUUUUUUGGAUGUCUUGUCACCAGUCCCAGUAAAAAUGGUCUGCAUUAAA
Molecule: messenger RNA, 1268 nt
Organism: Erinaceus europaeus (western European hedgehog)
Lineage: Eukaryota; Metazoa; Chordata; Mammalia; Eulipotyphla; Erinaceidae
Gene: RNF183
Product: ring finger protein 183
Exons: 2
Coding region: 190-768 (192 amino acids)
Biological process (GO): protein ubiquitination
Molecular function (GO): ubiquitin protein ligase activity
Source: RefSeq, a predicted model, not a curated record